AUGUAAAAAUCUUAAUUUAGAUUUGAGAAUAAACCAUCAAAGCAGUUUCCACUAGACAAUAAAGUUUGGAAAUCGCAUGAAAAUCCAAUCAACAAUGAAGAUCCCCUAAUUACAGAGGAAUCAGAAUUCGGUUUCUAAUUUGAAAUCAAACGAAUUUUCAAUGAUUCAAGGUGUCAACAAUAUACUAACAGCAUGAUUAUAAAUAACUAUACUGUCCAUUCUAUCUCAUAAGCCACAUUCAAUCAUGAAGAUUAAGAGCUUAGUUAAGAAUAUCUAACUAACCAAUGGGAUUAGUAUAGAUACAAAUCAGUUAUUUAAUGA
Molecule: messenger RNA, 321 nt
Organism: Paramecium tetraurelia
Lineage: Eukaryota; Ciliophora; Oligohymenophorea; Peniculida; Parameciidae
Exons: 3
Source: RefSeq, a predicted model, not a curated record